Molecule: messenger RNA, 1140 nt
Organism: Neoarthrinium moseri
Lineage: Eukaryota; Fungi; Ascomycota; Sordariomycetes; Amphisphaeriales; Apiosporaceae
Exons: 3
Coding region: 1-1140 (379 amino acids)
Molecular function (GO): nucleotide binding
Source: RefSeq, a predicted model, not a curated record
AUGGCACCAAUCCGCCUCGGAAUCAUCGGCCUCUCGGCCAACGCCAUCACCAGCUGGGCCUCGAACGCCCACCUGCCAUACCUGCUCUCGCCCGCGGGGCGGUCCAAGUACCAGAUUGUGGCGCUGUGCAACUCGUCCGUGGACGCCGCGCGGGCUGCCAUCAAGAAAUAUGGUCUCGACUCAGAGACCCGGGCCUACGGCUCACCCGAGGAUAUUGCCGCGGACCCCAACGUCCAGCUCGUGGCCGUCUGCACCAGGGUCGACAACCAUUAUGAUACUGCGCUGCCAAGUGUGCGCGCCGGAAAGGACGUCUACGUCGAAUGGCCGCUGGCCGAGAAUGCAGGCCGCGCGGGCGAGUUGGCCGCCCUGGCAAAGGAAAAAGGGGGGAGGACGGUCGUGGGGCUGCAGGGAUGGUUUGCACCAGCUGUGGUCAAGCUUAGGGAGCUAAUCACCAGCGGACGGAUCGGAAAGGUCCUAAGCAGCGAGGUGGCUGCCGCCGGCGGAUCGAUAGACAGGCUGUUCCUGUCCCCGGGGCUGAAGUACUUUGUAGAUAGGAAGGUUGGCGGCAACAUUGUCACGAUUGGAUUCGGCCACAUGUCUGACUUGGUUCAGUUUGUCUUGGGUGAGCUUGAGGCGCCUCACGCACAACUGCAGAUCCAGCGUCCCGACGUCAAGAUCCGAGAUCGAUCCACUGGUGAGAUUCUGGAGGUCGUCAGGUCCGACGUCCCGGACCUGGUUCAUGUGACUGGUUCGCUCCCCGCGUCAGAGCACACCGCGGAGGGCGCGACUCUGCAUAUUCGCUCCCGGCGAGGCCAGCCAUUCAAGGGCGAGCCGGGGCUGGUCUGGACCAUCAAUGGCGAGAAGGGCGAGAUUCGCGUCGUCGCAUCCGGCGCUUCCAUCGGCGCUAGCGCACACGAGGAUCUCACGAUCGAUGUCCACGACCACGAUACCGACGAGGUGCAGAGCGUCAAGUGGGAAUGGGGCCCCUAUGCUGAACUUCCUCAGCCCGCUCGCAACAUUGGCGCGCUCUAUGAUGCGUACGCUGAAGGAAGACCACAUAGCUAUGCAGACUUUGAACACGCGGUGAAGCGGCACAGACAAUUGGAUGGGUUUCUGGCCGGCUCUCCAGCCUCUUUUUGA